CCAACAGACCUGGAAGAGAGACUUUGUCUUGGAGCUAACUCCUGUGCAUUUUGAGAUCAUUCAUCAUGAAGUAUGUAGUACAGGAAUGGCUCAGAGUAACUACCUUGCUAUUCAUAGCUCAAGCAAUUUCUGCAAUGGUUCUUCCCAAUGCCACGCUCUUAGAGGAACUUUUGGAAAAGUACAUGGAUGAAGAUGGUGAGUGGUGGAUCGCCAAGCAGAGAGGGAAAAGGGCUAUCACAGACAGUGAUAUGCAAAGUAUCUUGGAUCUUCAUAAUAAAUUACGGGGUCAGGUGUAUCCACCAGCUUCCAAUAUGGAAUAUAUGACGUGGGACACAGAACUGGAGAGAUCUGCAGAGUCAUGGGCUGAAACCUGUCUAUGGGAGCAUGGGCCUGCAAGCCUUCUUCCAUCAAUUGGGCAGAAUUUGGGGGCACACUGGGGAAGGUACAGACCUCCAACAUUUCAUGUCCAAGCAUGGUACGAUGAAGUGAGAGAUUUCACGUAUCCCCAUCCUCAUGAAUGCAACCCAUACUGUCCUUACAAAUGCUCUGGUCCUGUUUGUACGCAUUACACACAGGUUGUUUGGGCUACAAGUAGCAGAAUCGGUUGUGCAAUUAAUUUGUGUCAUAACAUGAACAUCUGGGGACAGAUUUGGCCAAAAGCAGUCUAUCUUGUAUGCAAUUAUUCUCCUAAGGGUAACUGGUGGGGUCAUGCUCCUUAUAAACCUGGCCGCCCUUGUUCCGCAUGUCCUCCUAGUUUUGGAGGAGGUUGCAGAGAAAAUCUUUGUUACAGAGAGGAUUCAGAAAGGCCUUAUUCUCCCCACGAACCAGAAGAGGAAACCAAUGAGAUUGAACGGCAGCGAUCCAAAGCCCAGGACGCAGCGGCGCAAAACCGGCCAAGAAGUCAUUCACCUUCAGGCUCCACAGGCAAUGAUGACAGUGAGAAAAAUGAAGUAAUAAGCACACAGCAAAUGUCUCAGAUCGUUUCAUGUGAAGUAAGGCUAAGAGAUCAGUGCAAAGGAACAACUUGCAAUAGGUAUGAAUGUCCUGCUGGCUGUUUGGAUAGCAAAGCCAAAGUUAUUGGAAGUGUACAUUAUGAAAUGCAAUCCAGUAUUUGUAAAGCUGCCAUACAUUAUGGCAUCCUAGACAAUGAAGGUGGUUGGGUUGAUGUCACUAGGCAAGGAAGGAAAAAUUACUUUAUCAAGUCUUACAGAAAUGGCAUUCAGUCAAUUGGAAAAUACCAGUCUGCUAACUCCUUCACUGUCUCUAAAGUAACAGUUCAAGCUAUCACCUGUGAAACAACAGUGGAACAAUUGUGCCCAUUUCAAAAACCAGCCUCACACUGCCCAAGGGUGUAUUGUCCUCGCAACUGUAUGCAGGCAAAUCCACACUACGCUCGUGUAAUUGGAACACAAAUUUAUUCUGAUAUAUCCAGUAUCUGCCGGGCAGCAGUACAUGCUGGUGUAGUCCGCAACCAGGGCGGUUAUGUUGAUGUUAUGCCAGUAGACAAAAGAAAGGUGUACGUUGCUUCCUUUCAAAAUGGGAUAUAUUCAGAAAGUUUACAGAAUCCUCCAGGAAGCAAGGCAUUCAGACUAUUUGCUGUUGUUUGAGUCUAGCAAGUAAGAUGUAAAACAAGCAAGUGAAACCAGAGCACUUGGAAGAGAAUAAUAAAGGCCAUUUCUUAUAAUUCCUAAAAUCUGUAUAAAGCUGUAACAUUAUUGUACAGAAGAUGUAUACUGCUUUCCACCAAAAAGUUUAAAUUACAUAUAUAUCUUAAUGAACAAAAUCUGUAAAAGUAAACAUGGGAGAAAAAUUCAUUUGAAAAUCUAUAAUGAUAUAUAUCAAUAUUUUGAAUCCUGUGUUAAAUAUUGCUAUAUUUUCUUAGCAGUUACUCCUAUACAGUUAAUUCAAAGCUCAUAAAUGUUCUUUGUUUUCUUCAUCUGAAUAUAUUAUUGUAUGGUGCUUUAUAUAUGCCACUAACAGUAACCUUAAAACUAUACCAUAGGGAGGCCUGAGUUUUUAUUUCCAAUGUACAUAAAAGAAGCCAUCCCAAUAAUUCAAUAUAAUAAAUCAUGCCUUAAAGUAAAAUAAAAAAAUAUAUAACUUUUUGAUGAUUUACAGUAGCAUUAGCCAUGCAAGCAUAAAUGAA
Aptenodytes forsteri (emperor penguin) is the source of this 2146-nucleotide messenger RNA. RefSeq names its product cysteine rich secretory protein LCCL domain containing 1 (gene CRISPLD1). Gene Ontology annotation, cellular component: extracellular region. Lineage: Eukaryota; Metazoa; Chordata; Aves; Sphenisciformes; Spheniscidae. The transcript is spliced from 14 exons. The record is from RefSeq and is a predicted model, not a curated record. The coding region runs from base 66 to 1607 and encodes 513 amino acids.